AUGUAUAGCAAUAUUGAACAUCAUCUGAAGGACAUUAAUAUUGAUCCUUUUGUUCAUCAUAAUGAUAUUUUAAUAAAUACAAGCUUGGGUGAUAUCCAUGAGCUCUAUUCAAUUAAAAAAUUAAAUGAUUCUCUAAGUCCAGUUGACUUUGUGCCUGUUUCCCCUACAGGUCCGCCAUGUACGAUAGUAUAUUCAGGAGAUAGCUGUUUUCGAGUUGAAAUUGAUGGAUCUAAUACACAAAAGAAAAAGUUUUUGUAUUCCAAAAAAUUGAACUGCUUAUUCGUGAACUCUGGACACAAUUUCUCGGUGAACUUUGAAUGGGACACCAGCAAGGUACUCCACCCAGUGUAUGUCCGCGCUACAGUGGUGUUCUCCGCCCCUUGUGAUGCUGAGAAGAGAGUGGAGGCCUGCUACCAGCAUUAUGCGUCUUGUGAUGGUGUGAAAGCAUUGCCGGAGAACAUCCGUCACAAUGUGCUGCGGUCGGGGCGUGAGGUGGGCGCGCCCGACGUGUUCUACUGCGGCGCGCCCGCCAGCACCGACUCCUGGUACUCGGUGCUGGUGCGCUUCCCCGCGCCCUCCUCCCACGCCUUCCACUUCGUGUGCAGGAACAGCUGUAGCUCCGGCAUCAACCGCAGGCCGCUCAGCCUCGUCUUCACUCUCGAGAGUGCCGCAGGCAACGUGUACGGCCGUCAGAUUGUGGGUGUGCGAGUCUGUAGUUGUCCCAAGCGGGACAUGUGCAAAGCUGAAACCGCCGCUCUAUCGUCAUCUGACCACGGCCUCCUCCAGAGCACCCCCGCAAUGAGCAGUACUACCCCGUCGAGCAAACGGAUCAAGCUGGAGGAGAGCGAGUGCGACACGCUCGUGACGUUACCCGCGAUAACAGUGCCGGGCAAGCGCGUGGCGCUGGCGGGGCUGCGCGUGAUGCGCGACAUGCUGCUGCAGACGCGCGCCGUGCAGCUGCGCGCGCGGCCGCAGCAGGACGUGCGCGCCGUGGAGCGCGGCCUGGCCGAGCUAGCGGCGGCGGCGGACGCAGUGUACCGGGGCGGGGACGACGAG
Brenthis ino (lesser marbled fritillary) is the source of this 1056-nucleotide messenger RNA. The record is from the annotation of a GenBank genome assembly. Lineage: Eukaryota; Metazoa; Arthropoda; Insecta; Lepidoptera; Nymphalidae.